Messenger RNA from Asparagus officinalis (garden asparagus), 1907 nucleotides. Its product is annotated as probable ureidoglycolate hydrolase. NCBI's taxonomy places the organism in Eukaryota, Viridiplantae, Streptophyta, Magnoliopsida, Asparagales, Asparagaceae. Gene Ontology annotation, molecular function: hydrolase activity, acting on carbon-nitrogen (but not peptide) bonds, in linear amidines. Bases 152 to 1573 code for a protein of 473 amino acids. The transcript is spliced from 12 exons. The record is from RefSeq and is a predicted model, not a curated record.
CUCGAGUGCUUUCCUAUCCAGCCACUUCGGAAACAGUGCAAAACAUUCGACCCCAUCACUCGAGAAUAGAUAAAAGCAUCAAGCAGCUCUGCCUCCUGAAGAUUCUCUCCGCCAUCUCAACAUCCUCCUCUAUCUGUACGCUAAUUCCCAAAUGCCUCUCAAACUCUCCCCAUCUCUUCUCAGCUCCUUCAUCAUCACCAUCAUCUUCUUCUCAGAGCCAAUAUCCUCCUCGAUCUCCUCCGAUGACCCAGUAUGGAGAACAAUAGAGGAGUUCUCAGGCUACCCAACUCACCCAACAUCAGCCAGCUUGCCUUCUCCUUCAUUCUCAGUCGACACUGAAACCUUGCAGAAUCAGAUCGAUGAGUUGGCGACCUUUUCGGAUGUUCCGGCUCCUGCGGUGACUAGGGUUUUGUACAGCGAUAAGGAUGUAUUGGCUCGAAGCUACAUUAAAAAGCUAAUGGAAAAGGCUGGCCUCUCUAUUCGUGAGGAUGCUGUGGGUAACAUAUUUGGUCGAUGGAAUGGCAAAGAUACAAGUCUCGCUGCUGUUGCUACUGGUUCCCACAUCGAUGCUAUCCCAUUUUCAGGGAAGUAUGAUGGUGUAGUAGGUGUUCUGGGUGCAUUGGAAGCAAUUAAUGUGCUGAAAAGGUCCGGGUUCCAGCCGAGGAGAUCAUUGGAGGUUAUUAUGUUUACAUCUGAGGAGCCUACACGAUUUGGAAUCAGCUGCUUAGGGAGCCGGCUAAUGGCAGGGAUUGAGGAGCUAGCUGAUGCUCUUAAAGGAACAGUUGAUGGUCAAAAUAUAUCUUUCUUUGAUGCUGCAAAAUCUGCUGGGUACAACCUAAAUCAUGAAGACUUGAAAAAUGUGUUUGUGAAGAAGGACCAUUAUUCUGCAUUUAUAGAAUUGCACAUAGAGCAAGGACCUAUUCUGGAAGAAGAAGGUCUUCCCAUUGGUAUUGUGACUGCUAUUGCUGCACCUGCUAGUAUCAAGGUAGAGUUUGAAGGGAACGGUGGUCAUGCUGGAGCUGUCCUCAUGCCAGCAAGAAAUGAUGCAGGAUUGGCAGCUGCAGAGUUGGCACUGGCUGUUGAGAAACAUGUGUUAGAGUCUGGAUCUAUAGACACAGUUGGUACUGUAGGUAUUAUUGAACUACAUCCGGGAGCAAUCAAUAGCAUUCCAAGUAAAUCACAUAUAGAAAUUGAUACACGAGACAUUGAUGAAAAAAGGAGAAACAAUGUAGUUGAGAAAGUCCAUCAAUCUGCUGUUUCUAUAGCCGAGAAACGGCGAGUGAGACUGUCAAAGUUCCAGAUCAUCAAUCAAGACCCACCAGCUCUCUCUGCAGAAUCAAUUAUCAGAGCCAUGACAAUUGCUGCAGAAAAGUUGAACCUUAGUCAUAAGUUAAUGAUUAGCCGAGCCUAUCAUGAUUCGCUUUUCAUGGCCAGAAUAUCUCCAAUGGGCAUGAUUUUCAUUCCGUGCAACAAAGGUUAUAGCCAUAAGCCCGAAGAAUACGCCUCUAUGGAAGACAUAGCAAAUGGAGUCAAGGUGUUGGCGCUGACUCUUGCCAAAUUAUCUGUAGAUUGAUCUGAGACAUCCAGCUGCUUUCACUGUUCAAGUGCUUGUGAUGCUGAUAGUCUCCAGUAAUGCAUAGCUCCAAGCACGGAUGCUCAUCAUAGCAAUAACAAUGGAGAUAUUUGUAUGUAUUCUUCAAUCAAUAAAACAUGUACAGAAUACGAAGUCAAUAAGCCAUAAAGCUGUUCAAAUCUAGGAGUUCAUAUCGUCAAGCUUCAGAACCUCCAGUCUUCCUUCUAGGCUGUGGAAGUUCAUGAAUUUCAGAGUGAUUGUGAAUUGGAAGGAAUGUGAUGCAAUGUGGUAUAAUGUUAGCUAAAAAAAUUGUUAAAUAAAAACUUGUUCGAUG